This is a messenger RNA of Mustela lutreola (European mink), 6659 nucleotides long. It is a transcript of the gene TOPORS, whose product is annotated as TOP1 binding arginine/serine rich protein, E3 ubiquitin ligase. The transcript has 3 exons. Gene Ontology annotation, molecular function: ubiquitin protein ligase activity; metal ion binding. Gene Ontology annotation, biological process: protein monoubiquitination; protein polyubiquitination. NCBI's taxonomy places the organism in Eukaryota, Metazoa, Chordata, Mammalia, Carnivora, Mustelidae. The coding region runs from base 306 to 3431 and encodes 1041 amino acids. The record is from RefSeq and is a predicted model, not a curated record.
AGGUUGCCAUGUACGUUGCUAAGGAGGGAAUUACAGUUAAAGACUCGAAUAAAAGGGGUUCUGGAGGCGAGUACACCCAGCCGCCCUUACGUAAGAAGCGGAAGAGCGUGUCGUCCAGGAAGAGGCGGAGUCGAGGUGAGAGAGUGAAAGCCUUAACACAGGAAUGGAUUUUGGAGUUGCUGGGCGCUGAAGAAAUAGGGGGCCUUCCGCCUGCGGGCCUACGGAGUCGACCCCGUGGAGCCUCGCCAGACCAGGGACCUACCACUGAAUAAAUCCAGUCCAGGGUGCGGCGACUCACUGGCUUCAUGGGUUCGCAGCAGCCGCCGGGGUCUCCGCUGUCUCGCGAGGAGGGUGAAGCGCCCCCGCCUGCUCCCGCUCCUGAGGGCCGGCGGAGAAGUCGCCGGGUACGCCUUCGCGGAUCCUGCCGUCACCGACCCAGCUUUCUGGGCCGCCGGGAGCUUGGCACGAGCGCCCCAGCUGGGACUGCGUCGGUAUCCGAGAUAAUGGCAUCAGCUGCUAAGGAAUUUAAAAUGGACAACUUUUCACCUAAAGCUGGUACUAGCAAAUUGCAACAGACAGUACCAGCUGAUGCAUCUCCUGAUUCUAAGUGUCCUAUAUGUUUGGAUAGGUUUGAUAAUGUGUCUUACUUAGAUCGCUGUUUACAUAAGUUCUGUUUUCGCUGUGUACAGGAGUGGUCAAAAAACAAAGCUGAAUGUCCACUGUGUAAACAGCCCUUUGAUUCUAUUUUCCAUUCUGUGAGGGCAGAAGAUGACUUCAAGGAGUAUGUCCUAAGGCCUUCAUAUAAUGGUUCUUUUGCAACCCCUGAUGUUCCAAGAUUUCGCUACCGUACAACUAUGACAAGGGAUCGAAGUGCUUCUGUUUAUUCACCUAAUAAUACCAUGAAUAGAAGAACAACAACUCCACCAGAUAGUGGAGUACUAUUUGAAGGGUUAGGCAUUUCAACAAGACCUAGAAAUGGUGAAGUUCCUCAACUUAUGAGACAGAUUGCAAUUAGGAGGCCAAAUGCAGAUGAAAGAUCUUUGCGGAAAAUUCAGGAACAGGAUAUUAUUAAUUUUAGACGAACUCUCUACCGUGCUGGUGCCCGUGUUAGAAAUAUUGAAGAUGGUGGUCGCUGCAGGGAUAUUUCUGCUGAAUUUUUCCGUAGAAAUCCAGCUUGCCUUCACAGAUUAGUUCCCUGGUUAAAACGUGAACUUACGGUUCUUUUUGGAGCUCAUGGAUCUUUAGUGAAUAUUGUCCAGCACAUCAUCAUGAGUAAUGUCACUCGCUAUGACUUGGAGAGUCGGGAAUUUGUGUCUGACUUAAGACCGUUCCUGCUUAAUCGGACUGAGCAUUUUAUACAUGAAUUUAUCAGUUUUGCUCGAUCUCCUUUUAACAUGGCAGCUUUUGACCAGCAUGCUAAUUAUGAUUGCCCUGCUCCUUCAUACGAAGAAGGUAGCCAUUCUGAUUCUUCAGUCAUAACAAUAUCUCCUGAUGAAGCUGAGACUCAGGAGUUGGAUAUCAAUGUAACCACUGUUAGUCAGGCACCGUGGGAUGAUGAAACUCCAGGACCAUCUUACUCAAGCUCAGAGCAGGUGCAUGCUGCCAUGUCUUCCCUUUUAAAUACUUCUGAUAGUUCAGAUGAAGAACUUGUAACAGGAAGAGCCACAUCUCAGAUACAAGGAGUACAAACUAAUGAAGACCUAAAUAAUGACAGUGAUUCUUCUUCAGAUAAUUGUGUCAUUGUUGGGUUUGUUAAACCACUAGCUGAGAGGACCCCAGAACUUGUCGAACUAUCCUCUGAUUCUGAGGAGUUAGGGUCUUACGAAAAAAUGGAGACUGUGAAGACACAAGAACAGUCUUACAGUUCUGGUGAUAGUGAUGUUAGUAGAUGUUCAUCUCCACGCUCUGUCCUUGGAAAAGAUGAGCAAAUAAAUAAAGAUCAUUGUGGUUCUGGUAAAAGAAUCAAGUCAAAGAAGGAAGAGAAACACUCUACAUCCUUGUCAUCUCCCAGAGACCUGAGCUCAUCUGUCAGAGGAGACAGAGUAUAUUCCCCAUAUAACCGUAGACACAGGAGGAGGGGAAGAUCAAGAAGUUCAGAUUCACGUUCCCAGAGCAGAAGUGGGCAUGACCAGAAAAAUCGCAGAAAGCAUCAUGGGAAGAAAAGGAUGAAAAGCAAAAGAUCCAGAAGCAGGGAGAGUAGCAGACCUAGAGGUAGAAGAGACAAAAAGAGAUCAAGAACUAGAGAUAGCAGUUGGUCACGAAGAAGCCAAACUCUCUCUCUCAGUAGUGAGAGCACAAGCAGAUCAAGAUCUCGUAGCAGUGAUCAUGGUAAAAGAAGAUCACGGAGCAGAAAUAGAGAUCGUUAUUAUUUAAGAAAUAAUUAUGGAAGUAGAUACAAGUGGGAGUAUACUUACUAUAGUAGAAACAAGGACAGGGAUGGCUAUGAAUCAUCUUACAGGAGGAGGACUCUGUCCAGAGCUCAUUAUUCCAGACAAUCUUCAAGUCCAGAAUUUAGAAUUCAGUCCUUUUCUGAAAGGACAAAUGCUAGGAAAAAAAAUAAUCACAGUGAAAGGAAGUAUUACUACUAUGAAAGGCAUAGAUCAAGGAGCCUAUCCAGUAAUAGAUCAAAGACUGCAUCUACAGGGCCUGACUGGGUAAGAAAUGAAAAGCCUGGAGGGAAACGAAAAUACAAGACACGGCAUUUGGAGGGUACUAACGAAGUGGCUCAACCUUCUCGUGAAUUUGCUUCUAAAGUAAAGGAAAGUCAUUACCAAAAAUCCUCAUCAAAAUUUGAUGGCAGCCACAAAAAUGAGAGUGACAGCUUUUCAGACAGCCGGUCAUCAGACAGAGAGACAAAACAUAAGAGGAAAAAAAGGAGGACCCGGAGCCUAAGUGUAGAGAUAGUUUAUGAAGGGAAAGCUACUGAUUCAACUAGACAUCAUAAAAAGAAAAAGAAGAAGCACAAGAAGAAGCAUAAGAAACAUCACGGGGACAAUCCUUCACGUUCGCCCGUUGUAAUUACCAUUGACAGUGAUAGUGAUAAGGAUUCUGAAGUAAAGGAGGAUACAGAAUGUGACAAUGGUGGUCCUCAGGACUGUCUACAAAAUGAGUUUCUGCCUCCUCCCUUGGAACCAUUUGAAGCUAAAGAUGUAGUUACAAUAGAAGAUGAAUUUGGCAUCCUGGACAAGGAAUGUAAUAUUACCAUGCUUAAUAGCAACUUGAAUAAUGCCAACAAAACUGUGGAUAAUAUUCCACACCAGCCAGCUUCAGUUGAACAAACUCUUGAUGUACGAGAAGAGAGUACUUUUGCCUCUGAUUUGGAGAGUCAGCCCAGUAACGUGUCUAUUCAAACUGAGCCAUCAAGGCAGUUGCCAUCUCCACGGACAUCAUUAAUGUCAGUGUCACUUGGUAGAGACCAUGAUAUGUCUUAAAACUCUGCCAAAGCAUCUCAUUGAGAAUUCUGAUGGUAUUAAAAAACAAAAAAAGGAACAGUGUCAUCUACUGCAGUCUAUUUAAAGAUGACUCUUGGUGAAAACUCUUUUCCCCCUUAAAAAUAUUUUAAGUAAUUUUUUUUGUGUGUGUGUGUGUUAAAAAUUUGUAAAAAUCAUUAUUUGUUCAAAAAGUAUGUAUGUCCCACCCUCAGAGAUAUGCACUUUUAAGUGAGGAAAAUGAUAUUGCUAGCGGUUUAUUUAAAACUUGGGGUCCUUUUUAAAUAAAAAAAAUAUAAAUUUUAGAAGUUAUUUCAUAAAGCCAUAUGGUAUUGACCUAUUUUUAAAGUAGUCAAUGAGUAUUUUUGAAUUUUUUUUUUUUCUUUGAGAGUUAUUCUGGAAAUGUGUUAUAAGCUAGGAGAAUCCCUUUGGACAGUCUUUAUUUUUCUUCUUAAAAAUUUGUAUGAUUCAAAACCAUUUCUUCAGGUUAAAUUGAGGCAUUUUAAUCUGCACAGUUUAUCUUGACAUCUGCCAAAAGCAAAAUUUAAAUAUUUCCUUUAUAUACUUGUUCAUCUGGACUGCCAGUGAAAGAAAUGUGUAUUCAACAAAAUAAAAAAUAAAAUAGUAAUACUUUAAAACAUGAAUCCAGAAAUUUUCCUAUGCAGUAUUACCUUUAAAAAAAAACUGUUUUAGAGGAGCUAAAAUCUUUAAAAUAGUUAAGAAUAUACUUGUCGUAAAUACUAAAUUUUAGGUGAUCUGCGUUUAACUGCACAGCUUUAAUUAUUUUAGUUCUUUAAUCUGAUUAUAAGGUAUAUCUGUUUUCAACAAAAUGCAGCUAUGUAGCUUUUAACUUACUAAAAACAGCUUGCCAGACAUCUUUUACAUUGGUAAUUCUUGUACACAAAGUGGUUACAUUUAUGUUUUAUUCUGUUUUAGAGAUGACAAAGUGCUCUCCAUCUAACCUAAAGUAAAAUUGCCAGGGAAGAACAGAACUUGGAUUAAGUCUAAUUCAGCCUUCAGAUUGCCUUGCUACCAUAUUCAUUCAUUGUUAAACAGAAGUUGGGAUGCCUGCAGUGUGACAGGAUCUAGACUAUGUUUUUAGGAUUUCAGUGAUAGAACAAAGCAUAUCUGCUCCUUGCCUUGUGGGACAUACGUAAACAUUAUAAACCAUAAGUUAUCUGAAGAGAAAGUAUAAUUUCAUAUAAGCAUUCAGUGGGGACCUAAACUCAUGUGGACGUGAUGGCUGAAUUGAGAUUCAGAAAACAAGUAGAUGUUAGCUAGGAGUGGAGGUGCUCUUAGCAAAGGAAGAAAUGUCCAAAGAUCCAAAAGCAGAAGGGUAGCCUAGCAUAUUCAAGAACUAAAAGAAGGCAGGUUGGGGCGCCUGGGUGGCUCAUUGGGUUAAGCCUCUGCCUUCAGCUCAGGUCAUGAUCUCAGGGUUCUGGGAUAGAGCCCUGCAUUGGGCUCUCUGCUCAGCAGGGAGCCUGCUUCUCCCUCUCUCUACCUUUCUCUCUGCCUACUUGUGAGCACUGUCUGUCAAAUAAAUAAAUAAAAUCUUAAAAGAAAAAAAAAAUAAAAGAAGGCAAAGUUAAAGGAUAAAGUGCGUGGGACCAAGCUUUGUAGAUCAUGUUUGUAUUUGUCCUAAUGGCAGUAGGAAAUUGUUUUAAAGUGACCAUCUAAAUUGAUGUUGGCAAUUUUUAGUAAGCUCAGACACUGAGAAAUUUUAGGAAUGCUAUAGGGUAGUUGAUCAAGGAAUAUACUUUGAAAUUAUGACAUGAUUUAUAGUUUUUUCUUAAGUUUUAAAAACAGUGCUAUUUUCUGAUUUUACAUGAUACUUCUAGUAAAACAUUUUAGUGAAAACCUAUCUUAAUGUUUUCUGUCGAACACAUGAAACUUAUCUUAAUACAGGGACCAUCACAUCAUCCUUUUUAUGGUGUUCAGGCCAAAAAUUUCCCAGUCUUCAAUUUUCCUCCUUCAGCCCUCUCAUUCAAUCCCCAGAUCCUGAUCACUAAAUAUUUCUAGUGUGUAAGUACCAUCCAAUCCAGGCAGCCAUGAUCUCUCACCUGUGCUCUGAUAAUGGGUCUCCCUGCAUCCACACCUCUCCAUUUUGCUCUACACCUACCCAUUUGCCUCCAGCCAUUCUCGAUGUAGCAUGCAAAAGAUACAUAUUUUUUAAAAUUGUUUUUUUUUCAUUCCCCUAUUUAAAAUUCUCUGGCAACUUCCUGUUAUUCUUAGGGUACUUAAUAAAAGCAAACAAAAAUCCAGCAUAGAGGCGCCUGGGUGGCUCAGUGGCUUAAAGCCUCUCCCUUUGGCUCAGAGAGCCCCCGCAUUGGGCUCUCUGUUGGGAACCCUGCUUCCCCUUCUCUCUGCCUGCCACUGUACCUACUUGUGAUCUCUGUCUGUCAAAUAAAAUAAGAAAAAAAGAAAUAGCAUAAUAUGGUUUACAUACCUCUGCCUACUCAGGUUCUAGCUCCUGUUACAGCUUUUCUCUCACCUCACUUGUGCUCUGGCCGUCCUAACCUGCUUCGGGUCUGUGGAGGUGCUGCUGCUACCUGCUACUCCAGAGCCUUCAUAUGUGGAUUUUUCUUCUGCUGGGAACUGAAUUCCGUUCUAGCUAAAGGAGGCUUCUGGUAAAGUGUGCCCUCUUCCGUUAUUUCCCCCCAAUUACUUGCUCUCUUAAUAACCCUGGACUCUUCUGUAGUAAUUGAUUACUAAGUGUUCUCUCAUAAGUCUGCAAGUUCUUUGGCAACUGUAUGUAUGUGUACUGGUAAAUCCCUUCUGUUAUCUUUCACAUAGGAAGUGCUUAAAGCACAUACUGGAUGGAUGACCAGGUGGUAGGGCUUGUAAAAUUUAAAAAUUGGCUAAGACCUGCUUCUUCUUUCAGAGGGCUUCCAUGUCUGUCAACUUUUAGCCUAACACUAUUUUCUUUUAACCUGUUCGUCUGAAUUCAGUGUCCAGGAGGUAUUUUAUCUUACCUUGGGUUUUCAGUGUUUUUUGUGACUUCUGUGACUUUUUUGUUUAAAGGAAAAACAGCCGGGGCGCAUGGGUGGUUCAGUGGGUUAAAGCUUCUGCCUUUGGCUCAGGUCAUGAUCCCUGGGAUCGAGCCCCGCAUCAGGCUCUCUGCUAAGCGGGAAGCCUGCUUCCUCCCCUCUCUCUCUGCCUACUUGUGAUUUCUGUCUGUCAAAUAAAUAAAUAAAAUUAAAAAAAAAAAAAGUUAAAAAAAAUAAAGGAAAA